Molecule: messenger RNA, 2312 nt
Organism: Hypomesus transpacificus
Lineage: Eukaryota; Metazoa; Chordata; Actinopteri; Osmeriformes; Osmeridae
Gene: tpm2
Product: tropomyosin 2 (beta)
Exons: 9
Coding region: 182-1036 (284 amino acids)
Biological process (GO): muscle contraction; actin filament organization
Cellular component (GO): actin filament
Molecular function (GO): actin filament binding
Source: RefSeq, a predicted model, not a curated record
GAAUUCCACGUUCCCCUCCCUCCCUACCCAGCACAGGACAAGCUUUGGCUCAUCACUCGGCGUGUGCUGCUGCUCCUGUGCACUACAGUCAUCUGCGUCUCUGGGGCUCGUGCGCGUCUGUCUAAACUCCCAACUCUUAUCCCUUUUCGUCUGGUAUUCGGAAAAAACACCAAACGCAGCCAUGGAUGCCAUCAAGAAGAAAAUGCAGAUGUUGAAACUGGAUAAGGAGAAUGCUAUUGAUCGGGCAGAACAAGCUGAGGGAGACAAAAAGGGGGCAGAGGACAAAUGCAAACAGCUGGAAGAGGAGUUGCUGGGCCUCCAGAAAAAGCUGAAGGGAGUGGAAGAUGAGUUGGAUAAAUACUCUGAGUCGUUGAAGGAUGCCCAAGAGAAGCUGGAGCAGGCAGAAAAGAAGGCCACAGACGCAGAGGCCGAGGUGGCCUCCUUGAACAGACGUAUCCAGCUGGUUGAGGAGGAGUUGGACAGGGCCCAGGAGAGACUGGCCACAGCGCUGCAGAAGCUGGAGGAGGCCGAGAAGGCUGCAGAUGAAAGCGAGAGAGGAAUGAAGGUCAUAGAGAACCGGGCAUCAAAAGAUGAGGAGAAGAUGGAGAUCCAGGAAAUGCAACUGAAGGAGGCCAAACACAUCGCUGAGGAGGCUGACCGCAAAUAUGAGGAGGUGGCACGUAAGCUGGUGAUCCUUGAGGGUGAUCUGGAGCGAUCUGAGGAGCGUGCUGAGGUGGCAGAGGCUCGAGUCAGAGAGCUGGAGGAGGAGCUUAGGCUAAUGGACCAGAAUAUGAAGUCCAUGAUGUCCGGAGAGGAAGAGUACUCACAAAAGGAGGACAAAUAUGAAGAGGAAAUCAAAGUCCUUACCGACAAACUGAAAGAGGCUGAGACUCGUGCCGAGUUUGCUGAAAGGUCUGUGGCCAAGCUUGAGAAGACCAUUGAUGAUUUGGAAGAGAAACUGGCUCAAGCUAAAGAAGAGAACCUAGACAUGCACCAGACAUUGGACCAAACCCUCCUGGAGCUCAACAAUCUAUAAACAGAGCUCUGUCUGGGCUGAUGAACAAGAGCCACAAGGAGAAAGAUACAUUUAAAAAGCUUUACACUUUAUUGGGGCUCUUUCCUCUUUAAUACAUACUCAAACAAAUAAUUAAAGUCUUGCCUGUUAAAGGUAUUGGUGACUGAUCCUUAUGCUUUAGUAGUAGGUUAGUAAUAGUAGUCAAAGCUGAGAUAAAUAAGAUGCAGAAAGUAGAAAUUAGUCAUUUUAUAGAAGGUGUUUUUGCACACAUGCAAGUCACAAAUUCCAAACUUCACCAACUACAGUAGAAUAGGUUUUACAGGUGUAAAUGCACACAAACAACAUUGUGCAACAGAACAUUUGUACAUUUAUACAUUUGUAUGUUACAUGUCUUAAGUUUGAGUCAAUUUCAGAUGUCGAUGUAAAGAAUCAAGAUUACAUUUGCUUCAUUCUUCAGCAAUCUUUGUUGUUAUCUUUACCCAUUGUAUUGGAAUAUAAAAUGUACAACAGACAGUAUAACCCAGUGGUUUGAGCAUUUGACUGCAGAUCAAUAAGUCGCAGAUUCAAAUCCCUUCUGUGCUAUACAUCCCUGUGGAUAAAAGUGUGUGCUAAUUGAAGACAUGAUUUCUAAAACGACUGGUAUUAUUCUACAUUAUUGUGAUGUGCCACUCUGUUUUUAAUUAAUAAAUUGCUCACAGUAAAUAUUACAUUAUUAUAGAUUUGAUCUGUACAGGGAAAAUUACUAUUUACUUGUUUGAGCUAUUUCAGUCCUAUCUGGGAUUAAUACAUCUUUUGAAUGAAUGUCCAUGUUAGUGUUUCAAAAUGACUUCCCAAGGGAUCUGUUGAUAUCCUCAUAAACAACUUCAGCAACCUGUUUUUUGUUAUUGUGCCCAUUUGCUUGAAAUUUCAUUCUUUUGAUUUGGUCAAUAAAAAGGCUUGUAGAUUUGACAAAUUCCACAUAAUGAGAAGUGUACUAUCUGCCAAGCAUCUUCCAUUAACAUAGAAUUUGGCAAUGUCCAUAUUUAACCAUUUCUUUUUCUCAGUAACCCCCAAUAGAAUAAAAACAAUAAUUUGUGUUUCUUUUUCAUCUUAUUUUGUAGCUCUUUUUAAAUACAGUCACUUUCUGUGGUUAGUGAUAAUUGCUAUGAGCAUUGUAAUUUGAGGAGAGUUCCACAUUUGAGUUUAGAAAUUAUUUAUUUUCUUUCUUUUUUUAUCACCCAUUAUAUAAACUUCCCAAUCAACUGUGUAGGCUCUUUGUUUAUGGCAAAUAAAUGUUUAAAGGCAAGAUGGAUUUCAA